Messenger RNA from Styela clava, 3375 nucleotides. NCBI's taxonomy places the organism in Eukaryota, Metazoa, Chordata, Ascidiacea, Stolidobranchia, Styelidae. The record is from RefSeq and is a predicted model, not a curated record.
AUGUCCGACUCAGAACAACAAAUCGAUCCUAGUUUGAUUGAUCAACAAACAAUGGAGUCUAUCGAUCAACAAACAGACAAAUCCGAUCUUACCGACCCAGAAACAGUCGAGGCGGAUCCAGCUGUUCAACCAAUAAUCGAGUCCGAUAUCAUUGAUAACAAUUCCAGCAAUGAUACCGACGAUUCAGGAAACGAAUCCCCACAACAACAACAACAACAACAAGGACCUAUGAUUCAGGACUUGGGUCCUGAGAAUGAGAUUCAUGAAGAGCAAGGUCCAGGACAGGAAUAUCAGGUUGAAGAACCAGGCGAAGGACCGUCGGUUGUUCACCAACCGUCACAACAGGUGGUUCAACAACUCACAGCAGCACAAGGUGGACAAGCAGGCAAUGUCGUUAUAAAACACAUUCACCAUCAUCGCACACUGCAUUACCAUGUCGCCCCGGUUUAUCAAGGCUCAGUAAUAAAAGGAGACAUCGUGGGGUCGAAAGCUCAAGUAAAAGACGCAACAAUUGGAUCUAUUGGUGGGUCACAACCUCCAGCGAUCGGUGGCCCAGAGGGACAAGCAGCCCUAGCCUGGCUUGGUGAAGGAGCAUCUGGUAGUUCUCAGGUACCUGCAAUAGGUGGUCCCGAACAACGACCUGCUUUACCUUGGCAUGGAGAAGGAGAAAGACAAGCGCUCCAUCCUGGUGUCAAUCAACCUCUCGCAUUGCCCGCCCCAGAAGCGCAGAUAACUUCAUCAGGGAACGAACAGCUUGAGGGGAUUGAGGCGACAGUGCCAACCAACGAACCAGAAAUAUUAGAUUCAAUAAAGCCGAAGAAAAAAUCAAAGAAAAGGGAAAACAGAGAAGGUUCCAGCCGAGAUCCAGUUUCUAUGCCUUCAAAACGUCCAUAUGUGGAUAGAAGUUGUGUUGACGAAAAAACAUUAAAUCCGAACGUAACGACAUCUAAAGUAAUUGGAAUCCCCACUGCAUCAAAUCCAGAAAUACCAGAAGCUUUUCCAACUGAACCUUCAGAUAGACGAGAUACAAACGUAGCAUCUGGAGCAAAACCCAAUACAGCAAAUCAACAGAUUCGACCAACAGCUGGACAGAUAGGACCAAGAGAUUCUCUGCCGCAUCCAGAGCAGACUGAAACGGUGGAUUCCAGGGACAGUCAAUCAGCUCUGGAUCCCUCUGUAAGUUCGGCCAUUCAUGAACCGCUUAUACCAGAACCACGGGCAUCACUUUCAACAAACGAACAAUUACUAGAGAGAGUGACGCAAUUACCAUCUAAUGUGCAACCGCCGAUCUCAACAAAGCUGAAAAAACGACCAAGCAAAAAAGAUCGACCAUCAGUGCGAUUUUCAUCCCAACAUGAAGUCGAGGAGAGAAGUUUUGUUGGUGAAGAUACCGAUGUAACUAUUCCUAAAGCUAUUGGCGCCGGUAUGGAAGACAGAUAUUUGCCAGAACAAGAUGAAACAACUGAAUAUGAAACGUCUGAAGAUAGCGACAGCGACAGCGAACUAUCAAACAUUAUCAGAAAUCUUAUCGAAUAUCAAAAAGGUGGAUCUGUUAAAAAGUCAGAAAGAAAAAAGGGAAGAAAAAAGUCUAGGGAUGCCAGAUUUUUGUCCGGCGUGAAUGAAGCAAGCGGGAGUGGCGAUUGCGAGGAAUCGAUGUAUGGGAUUGAUCCUGCAAAAGAAAGCGAGGGUGAGAGAGAAUUAUCCAGCAUUGCCAAAGACCUCAUGGCCUACAUAACACAUAAAACUAACCCAAAGUUUUCAAGACAGAUAGAGGAAAGUUAUUUUGAAGACCGAUCCUUCACCAACAAUUCCUCGCAAGAGUGCCACGUCAACCUCGAACGUGAAAGAGACGGAAUGAACCCAACAGAUCAGACACAACCGAGUGGUAGAGAAUUUCCUGUAAAGAAACGCGACACAAGUGACAAACAUUUACAAACAGAUGAUCCAGACUAUAAUAAAGAAUAUGAGACUUCUGUCUUGAAAAUGACUGAGAUUUUCAAGAAAGAACGGGAUAUACAAACAUCAAAUGAGCUUAAUUAUCUCUUGCCUUUCAUUGAAAUUUUCUGGACUAAGAUUUUAUUUAAAAUGACAAUGGCUGGUUACAAUCGUCCAUCCGGGGCUCCGGAAAAACUAUGGUCAAAUUUCACAGAUGAAAUUAUUUGUGAUCGAGGUUCAGAAAUAACAAUGAAACCGUACAUUUCAAAAAUAAAAGACGUCAUGAAACUAGGCGAAGAAUUCAUUUCCAGCGGUAAAUACAUUCAUGCUGUAGUUGCGUUCUAUGCAGCUGCUAAACUUCAUCGACAAAGCGGAAAAGGCAACGAAUCAGUGAAAGGUAUAUGGACUUGCUUCGAUAGAGCUGGGUUUGUUGCCGAAAAAAUGCAAAAAUCUGUGCAAACUGCACAUGUUGCUCUGAAUCACGUGAUUCCAAUUAUGCAUGAAAUGACUGACUUUCUGAUGCCUAUUCACAGUCAAAGUCAAUUUGCAGAAGAACUGGAAACUAACUCAAAAAAAUUUGUCGAAGAGAAGAAACUCAUUUCAGCCACAGUCACAUUGUAUAUCGCAGCCAAACUGCACAAAGAGACAAAUGAAGGUGAUGACUCAGCUCAUGGUGUUCUGUCAUGCAUUGAACAAAUAAGCUUAGUCAUGGAAGAAAUGAUGGAACAGAAACAAUCAAAAACCCUAAGUCAUGUGAUAUCACUCAUUACUGAAAUGAUAGAUUUCAUUGGAACGAUUGAAAUAUCAAACUACAGUCAGUUUACCAAUGAAAUAGAAAGCAAAGCCGAAGAAUUCGAUUCAGAAGAAAAGUUCAUUCCAUCUGUAGUUUCAUCCUACGUCGCUGCUAAACUACAUGGACUUAAUAAUAAAGGAGAUCAAUCGGUGAGAAAAAUUCAUCAAUCUGCUUUCCAAAUACAACUCGUCGUUGAAAAGAUGACAAAACAACUUCCAAUGAAAAAGAUUGUCAUAGAUCACGUGAUACCACUUAUGCAUGAAUUGUUAGGGAUAUUGCGAACGAUAAAAGCUUUGACUCAAAAAGUCGGAGUAGAGCAGGAGGCUUGGUGUUUACUUCGCAUCGGUUGUUGCUACGGUUACUGCGAUGAACAUCAAGAAUCUGCGAACAUAAACCAUUCCGCAAUUAUACUUAUAGAAAGACAACUUGAAGAACCUCAAACAUAUCGAAUAUAUGGACAUUGUCUCCUUAAUGCAGGAUAUGCGUAUGAUAGAAUGGGAAAUAUAGAGAAAGCGAUUGAAUUGUAUAAAAUGUCGCUGAAAGCAUUUGCGAAUGCUGAAGAUUAUCCAAGUGAUAAAGUUAAGAAUGACGAUAUUGAAUUAACAAGAAAGAAUUUGAGAAGAGCUAAAUCUAUGUUGCCCAAAUAG